Esox lucius (northern pike) is the source of this 7073-nucleotide messenger RNA. It is a transcript of the gene camkk1a, whose product is annotated as calcium/calmodulin-dependent protein kinase kinase 1, alpha a. The record is from RefSeq and is a predicted model, not a curated record. Gene Ontology annotation, molecular function: ATP binding; protein kinase activity. The transcript is spliced from 18 exons. Lineage: Eukaryota; Metazoa; Chordata; Actinopteri; Esociformes; Esocidae. The coding region runs from base 1676 to 3211 and encodes 511 amino acids. Gene Ontology annotation, biological process: CAMKK-AMPK signaling cascade; protein phosphorylation; activation of protein kinase activity.
UUAAAGUUCGUUGUAUUAUUUCUGCGUGUAGGCUAUCGUCGACCUGCGAAACACAUAGGGUACAAAGGUCAACAAUUUUCCUUUGUGCUCUGCUUCACUCUGCAUAAUCGAGCCUAUUCAUUGUAGGACAGGCCAAUUGCAUUUUGCACAGUGCGGCAAGAAACUGAAAGCGAGUGGGUACGUCCUGGCAGUAGCCUUUUGCGGAAGAGGGUUUGAACGAUGGGACACAUUUUAACGCACGACUGAUCGCUAGGGAACAGUGAGCGUAUGGAAUGAUGCAGACAUAUUUCACGUUGGAUUUAUAAAAGGGGGUGUCCGACACAGAGACACUGUUGUAUUGUCAUUCGGUGGUUAGGGAAACGCCGCUUCUGAAUUUCCACGGUUCCACCGGGACAUCAAUUUACUGUAGUGCUCGCGGGCUCUCCAAAACAUAGGUCUAGGCGGACUGCUUAUUUCGGAAGUCGUCGGACUGGGGGACAGGCGGUCGUCGGACUGGGGGACAGGCGGUCGUCGGACUGGGGCACAGGCGGUCGUCGGACUGGAGGACAGGCGGUCGUCGGACUGGGGGUCAGGCGGUCGUCGGACUGGGGGACAGGCGGUUGUCGGACUGGGGGACAGGCGGUCGCCAGACGGGGGACAGGCAGUCGUCGGACUGGGGGACAGGCAGUCGUCGGACUGGGGGACAGGCAGUCGUCGGACUGGGGGACAGGCAGUCGUCGGACUGGGGGAUAGGCAGUCGUCGGACUGGGGGACAGGCAGUCGCCAGACUGGGGGACAUCGUGGGAAGCUGCGCAUUCUUCACAUGAAUGGUUGUCAGGGACAACGAGCAGUCAGCCCUCCAGUACUAGCUCCAGUGAGGCUCCAGUGUGUCCUCUAGACUGACCCAGCUCCAGUGAGGCUCCAGUGAGGCUCCAGUGUUUCCUCUAGGCUGACCCAUCUCCAGUGAUGCUCCAGUGUGUGUCCUCUAGACUGACCCAGCUCCAGUGAAGCACCAGUUUGUGCUCUAGACUGACCCAACUCCAGUGAGGCUCCAGUGUGUGCUCUAGACGGACCCAGCUCCUUGAGGCUCCAGUUUGUCCUCUAGACUGACCCAGCUCCAGUGAGGCUCCAGUGUGUGCUCUAGACUGACCCAGCUCCAGUGAGGCUCCAGUGUGUGCUCUAGACUGACCCAGCUCCUUGAGGCUCCAGUUUGUCCUCUAGGCUGACCCAGCUCCAGUGAGGCUCCAAUGUGUGUCCUCUAGGCUGACCCAGCUCCAGUGAGUCUCCAGUGUGUGUCCUCUAGGCUAACCCAGCUCCGGUGAGGCUCCAGUGUGUGCCCUCUAGACUGACCCAGCUCCAGUGAGGCUCCAGUGUGUGUCCUCUAGGCUGUCCCAGCUCCAAUGAGACUCCAGUGUGUCCUCUAGACUGACCCAGCUCCAGUGAGGCUCCAGUUUGUCCUCUAGGCUGACCUAGCUCCAGUGAGGCUCCAGUUUGUCCUCUAGGCGGACCCAGCUCCAGUGAGGCUCCAGUGUGUGUCCUCUAGGCUGACCCAGCUCCAGUGAGGCUCCAGUGUGUCCUCUAGACUGACCCAGCUCUAUACCACUUUCAUGCUGGUGGGCCCACUCCGACUCCCUCCUCCCCUCCUCUAUCUGAUCCUCCUCUUCCUCCUGCAUUUAACCCUUCCCUGCAUCCAGUGAUGGCCAUGAGUACUGACCCAGGCUGCCGGAGGAGUGACUCCGAUUCAAUGAUCUCCGACCCCAGUGAACUCACCCCCAGGAUGGCUGCCAUCGCCGUGACAACUGCAGAGACGGACGGCACAUCGGCCAAUGGUGUGAGGAAUGGGGCCCAGCAGGGCAGAGUUAAGAGGGGCCCUCCUUCCCACGCUCACCUCUCAGGGCGAAAGCUGUCGCUACAGGAGCGGGGGACAUACCCGUCCGGACGGUCAGGGGGGACUCAGGUCUCCCCCCGUGUGCCACGCAGACCUACUGUGGAGUCGAAGAGGGUCUCCAUCUCCGAUGCAGAGGACUGCGUGCAGCUGAACCAGUACAAGCUGAAGAGUGAGAUUGGAAAGGGCUCCUAUGGAGUGGUCAAGCUGGCCUACAAUGAGGAGGAUGACAAGCACUAUGCAAUGAAAGUGGUGUCCAAGAAGAAGCUGAUGAAGCAAUAUGGAUUCCCACGUCGCCCCCCUCCCCGAGGACCCAAGGCAGCCGUACAGGGGGAACAGCCCAAAGUCCUUGGCCCCCUGGAGAGGGUCUACCAGGAGAUCGCCAUCCUCAAGAAGCUGGAUCAUCUCAACAUAGUCAAACUGGUGGAGGUACUGGAUGAUCCUUCAGAGGACAACCUCCACAUGGUGUUUGAUUUGAUGCCAAAGGGUCCGGUGAUGGAGGUCCCCACCGACAGCCCCUUCACUGAGGAGCAGACGCGUCGCUACUUCAGAGACAUCGUCCUGGGCAUCGAGUACUUGCACUACCAGAAGAUUGUUCACCGGGACAUCAAGCCCUCUAACCUGUUGCUGGGAGAUGACGGCCAUGUGAAGAUUGCUGACUUUGGGGUCAGUAACCAGUUCGAGGGCAACGAUGCCCUGCUCUCCUCCACGGCCGGGACUCCUGCGUUCAUGGCCCCAGAGACCCUGUCAGACGUCCGUCAGAGCUUCAGUGGCAAGGCCCUGGAUGUUUGGGCUAUGGGAGUGACUCUCUACUGCUUUGCGUUUGGGAAGUGUCCGUUCAUCGAUGAAUAUAUCCUGGUUCUACACAAUAAGAUCAGGACUAAAUGUGUGGAGUUCCCAGAGUCGCCGGAGAUUAGUGAGGAGUUGAAGAAUCUCAUCCUAAAGAUGUUGGACAAGAAUCCUGACACCAGGAUCACCGUACCAGAGAUCAAGUUGGACCCGUGGGUGACCCAGAAUGGUUCUGACCCCCUUCCUCUGGAGGAGGACCACUGCAGCAUGGUGGAGGUCACUGAAGAGGAGGUGAAGAACUCUGUGAAGUUCAUCCCCAGCCUGUCCGCCGUGAUCCUGGUAAAAGCCAUGCUGAGGAAGAGGUCAUUCAGUAACCCGUUUGAGUGCCCCAGGAGCCGAGAGGAGAGGUCCAUGUCUGCGCCAGGCAACCUGCUCAUGGAUGUGUGGCCGUUCCGCCACUCUUUAAAACUCCACCCCUUGCUAAGGAAGGGUAGCAGUGGCGAGGGAAGUAGGGAGGCGGAGCUAGAAGACCUACAUGAAGACGAGCCUUCCUCCUGAGUCACUCUAUUCCUGUCCUCCACACAUCCCCUCUGAGCCUCCCCUUUAAGAACUGUACUCCUUCCUUCCUUAAACACUGUCUGUACUUGCCUCCCUCUCCCUUUAAAUCUACAAUGCACUCUCCCUGUAUAAUCCCCCCCCCCCCCGUCGUCCUUCGCUGGCCUCCGCUCACUAACUGCAAUGGAGACAACAACACUGGACAACAGCCAGUUAACCUGUUUACUGACCGACUCAAGACUACUGGAAUCUCCUGCCUGCCUGUUUGCCUGUCUGUCUGUCUCUCUGUCUGUCUGCAUGAUGGUGUCACUGAGAAGAACAGACUUUUUGUCUGUCAUUUUCCUUUAUGUACACAAAACAUUGUUAAUAUAAUGAGGCUCUCUAAGGCACUGUUCACCACAACAGACAAUACUGGUGUCAGCUUGACCUAGAGGCUAGAGCAUGCCACUGUCAUAAUGGCGCCCUCUGCUGUUUCAAAGAAGACACGCACCCAGUGCUUUUAACCCCGUCCUUUCUCAAUCCCUGGUGUGGAACAGCAGUGUUGUACAUAGACAAUGAAAAGGGUGUCGGUGUGACGUUAACGUUGUUGUGAAAUAUGAUAUCCUUCACAUCUUAAUUAACCCUGUCACACAGCGUGAUGUCAUAGUACACCUCAGCUCCUGACCUAACCCUGCCACACAGCGUGAUGUCAUAGUACACCUCAGUUCCUGACCUAACGCUGUCACACAGCAUGAUGUCAUAGUACACCUCAGCUCCUGACCUAACCCUGCCACACGGGUGAUGUCAUAGUAUACCUCAGCUCCUGACUUAACCCUGUCACACAGCAUGAUGUCAUAGUACACCUCAGCUCCUGACCUAACCCUGCCACACGGGUGAUGUCAUAGUAUACUUCAGCUCCUGACCUAACCCUGUCAGACAGCAUGAUGUCAUAGAACACCUCACUUCGUGGCUUAACCUGUCUCACAACAUGAUGUCAUAGUACACCUCACCUCGUGGCUUAACCUGUCUCACAACAUGAUGUCAUAGUACACCUCACCUCCUGGCUUAACCUGCCACACAACAUGAUGUCAUAGUACACCUCACCUCCUAACCUAAUCCUGUCACACAGAUUGCUGUCACAACAAACAACUGCCCUUCUCAGAUGUCUUGUUAAACAUUUAAACACAUUGUUCACCUCCCCCAGGAGCUACACAGUGUGCUGAGGUAUUGAUUGGUUCCACAGACCAGCUUUUGUGACCCUGAUCAUUAAUAAAAGGAAAAGAUGUCUCCCAGUAAACUACUAUGCGCGUGACACAGGCAGACACUGAGUAGUGUGUCUUGUUUUGAUAUUAUGUCGAUUAGUUCAGUCCAGGAUGUGUCACCAUCUCAUCCUCUUUGACGAUUGUGUCACCUCUAAAGCGGCUUUUAGAUUCUUCUUCUCUCAGGUCGUUUUUUCCCGUGAACACAUCCUCAUACCUGAUUAACGGAACGUUCAUGGUGUGUUGCAUUGCUUGGUCAUUACUGUCCCUCCCCACCCCCCUCUGACCCCCCUUUCUGUCCCCACCCCCUCGCUCUGGUCCCUCCCCACCCCCCUUUCUCCGUCCCCCUCUUUUGGUCCCCCUCUGUCUCUCUCUGGCUGUGCAGACACACUCCUGUAUUUAAGUCGGAGGCACAGCAAUCAAUUUCACAGCUCCGCCAGGAACACGAUGUGGUGAUUGGGGAAGGCCACAAACCACGUCAACAUGAACAUAAUCCCCAUUUCAGAUUAGAACGUCCCCGUGCCGUCAUUUCCAUCUGCCGCUCACCAUCUCCUGAAUGUGAUUACAUUUUAGUGAAAGGUCAAUGGCAAUUCUGAAUUAGGUCUCUGUGAUUUGUAGUCUCUCAACUCGAAAAAAGACUGCCCUGUUUGCACGCUGACAAAAAUGAGGAGCACAGUUUAUGCAACUUUCAACUUUAUUUUUGUCAUCCGAGCUGAUUCGCUGGUGCCAGUAUCUGGUGCUAGUAUCAGUAGACAUGUUUUGGGACAGCUGCCGUCUCUCUAGACAGGAUUUCGACCGACCCCGCCGUGUUUACAGUGCUUCUUCUGAAUGCAGUGUUUCCAGGGACAGAGCCCUCUCAGAAAACCCAGCCUAUGGCGGUUCAGUUGGAAAUAACAACGGCACAUUGACUGCCACUGGAUAAACUAGGGGCUUUCAUCCUGAUAGGCCCCUGGUCAAAGCAGUGCACUAAAUAAACAGGGUGCCAUUGAUCCCCCUGGUGGACGUGACUGACAGGUCUCCAUUCACUGCUGCCCUACACGGAGGAAAACAACCCAUUUAAAGGGUUUUGCUGCACAUAGGAUUGAUUUGUGAAUUUAUUUGGAACACAGGCUUUUGCUUGGAAGUAUAUUAUUUUGUCAGUGUUUUCUAUUAUUUAUUUAAUAUUUUUCUAAUUGUUUCGGACAAGGUAUGGGUAACAUCAGGACCAAGGACCUGUUAGAACCCGAUGGGGUUUUCUCAUUGUAUCAACAACCCUGCCUCUCUGCCACCUUCUCUCCAGACACUAGUUAUUCAGAGCAGACAUUUUUUAUUUAGCUUCUUUCUUUGAAUGAUUUCUAUUACAUGCGAUUCAAGUGGAGGGUUGCAAUCAACCUUUUGAAGAAUGUCCUUUGUUCUCAUUUUGACACCUAUGUUUUCCUCCUUGCUGCCUGUGAGGUAACUGCUGAAUCCCUGUUUUGCUGGAAGUGCUUGUUGUUUGAUGCCAGUUUUAAGGCUUUGGCACCUGUCAGUCGGUGGUUUGACUUCAACAAACUGGAAGUCCUGCCACAGAGUAGGUCCCUGUCUGUGAACGAGCUGUCUGCCAGCCGUCUCUAUAUCUGUGGGAAUGCUGAUGCACAUGCUGAAGCAAAAUGCUCUUUCAUUCCUACAUCUAUCUGGAGCACUGUAUCGCCUCAGUCUUUCUCUGUGUCUAAGGUGUAUUCUCUCUCUCUCUCUCUCUGUGUGUGUGUGUGUGGGUGCGUGCGUGCUUGCACGCGUGCUUGUCCAAAUUGCAACAUUGUUGUCAUUCCAUCUUCAUUAAUAGAAUUCUGAUUGUAUGAGCACUCAAGCAUGCUGUCUUCGUUAAGUCUGCCGAAUAGAUCUGGGUGAAAUUCAAACUGUUCUUCUAAAUAUAAUCAUACUUGCACUUUUCCUACUUAACUAAACUGUUCACACUACUGCGUGUCCUUCAAACUGAACCUUGUUAAUCCCUCAUGUCCUGAGCGCGCUCUCCGACCUGCAUGUGCAAGAUGGGCCAUCUUCAUCCCCUGAGUCAAUUCAAGUGGAGAUGAAUGGAACCUUAGCAUGUUUUAAUACUGCUCUGUGCUUGCUUCCACUCCCUUUAACCACGUGAUACAGAGAGAAUCUCCUCCCACAGAGGAACUGAGGUUUUGUGUGUGUAUAUAUUGUUAAAGUGAUGACAGUGUUGGUGUUAUUGCAUCGCUGCUAUGUAGCAUAAUGUGAUUGUCCCAGUCUCCAUGUCAAAGACGCCUGCUGUUUGCAAUGUAUAUUGAUACCUGUAUUGUUCUGCAUUUUUGUCUAUAAACCUGUUUAUACCUGGCAAACACAUGUCCUUAAUCCCGUUGUUGAUCUGGAAUAGACAUUGGGAUCUGAUAGUGAUCAGACUUCGUAAGUUUAAAUGGACAAGAUCGGGACAAUUUAAGGACGAGGAAAAUGUUAUAACCAGGUAUAAAUGGAGCAUGAAUGUACUGUCAAGGUUUGUCAACUCUUACAAACAAAAUUAAAGCAUGGCACAUCUGUAAGGAACACAACUGUUACAAUGUAAAUAUGUACCAAUAUAUAAAGAAGCUAUUUUUUGCAUGCUUUUUGUACUCCUAGACAUAAUCCCACAAUAAAAAAUGUGAAUCCAU